AUGUCCGCGCAUCUGCAGUGGAUGGUCGUGCGGAACUGCUCCAGGUUCCUGAUCCAGAGAAACAAGCAGACGUACAGCAGCGAGCUCAAUAACCUGAAAGCCCGCAACUCCUUCCGCUACAGCGGGCUGGCACACCGCAAGCCGGUGGGCGUCAAGCCUGCUGCCGACGGCAAGGGGUUGUGGUGGUCCUGA
Molecule: messenger RNA, 192 nt
Organism: Echinops telfairi (small Madagascar hedgehog)
Lineage: Eukaryota; Metazoa; Chordata; Mammalia; Afrosoricida; Tenrecidae
Product: 60S ribosomal protein L28-like
Exons: 1
Coding region: 1-192 (63 amino acids)
Biological process (GO): translation
Cellular component (GO): cytosolic large ribosomal subunit; ribosome
Molecular function (GO): structural constituent of ribosome
Source: RefSeq, a predicted model, not a curated record